AUGGCUGAUCCGGAAUAUGCAAAGUUUGAGCGGCCGGCAUAUGGAGGUACCAUCGACCUGGACAGGCAAUACCGAAGUUUAUCUUUGAGCGACAGAGUAAUCAUGUCACCAGUAUAUGUGCCAAAAGCAAGUCUCAAUAAAGACCCUCCAAUUCGUGAUAUACACGACGAAGACUACUAUAAACGGCAGUUCAACGGAGAUUCGCGAAAUCAUAAUCUGGCGAUAUUUGAUGAGGCUAGAUAUGGAGAAGAUACAUAUGGAGCUAGGACUCUCAGAGAAGAUACAUACGGAGCUAGAGAGAAUUUCUAUGCCACAAAAGGCGUCAUUGAUGUACAGACGGCGCAUGGCAGUUUGCCAAAAUUACCAAGAUUGCCGAAGCCGGAGAGUAUUCCUAAUAUCCCGGAGACUUACUCUGCUACAAGAGGCUUCUCUGAUUUGCAGACGUAUAGCAAUUUGCCGAAACUGCAACAAAUGGGGAGGAUCCCUCGGCUACCUGUGAAAUUAGAAGACAAGACUACAGCCAAAGAGGAACGUGAAAGAACUUCUGAUGAGUUUGGCAGAGUUAACGAUGCUCGCGUUAUUAUCUCGAACCCUCAACUCGGUUAUCAGCGUAUGUUGUUUAUCUUCGCUAAAUAUCCGGCUCUAAUAACGGCUAUGGUUGCGCUGUGGUGUAUAACUGGCCGUGGUCAGGGCAUGAAGAAAACAAAAACGGAAAAUGCAGCUUACUAUAUUUCACUGAUAAUGGCAAUUUUUGUACUGAUUUCGCAACUGCCGGCCAGCAUCCAACAUCACUAUUCGCUCAAAAAGGUCAAAAUACUGAGCUAUUUUUGUCAUGGUUCCAUGGUAUUCACGAGUUUGCUUGCUUUAUUAGUGAUACUAUUUGCUUCGCUCAACUUCACAGAAUACACCGGCAAAGAAGGUAAAAUGACGUGCAAAUACACAGAUCAAUGCUACACUUACACGGAAAGAGUUGCGUAUUUGGGUACGCUUGUUGGAUGCAGUGUUGUGAUAAUAUCUUUUGCCAUCGACACAUUUGUAUAUGGAGGUUUCGGCUUGUCCCAUCUGAGGAGACGAAGAGUGGUGGAGAGGUAACUUCCUUGGCCAACUUCAAUGCACUCGAGACGUUUUCUUCUACAGCAGAUUUUUUUACUGUGUGCUUCGAAUGAAAGUAAAAUAAACCUUGUAUGAGGUUGCAAA
Cylicocyclus nassatus is the source of this 1197-nucleotide messenger RNA. The record is from the annotation of a GenBank genome assembly. Lineage: Eukaryota; Metazoa; Nematoda; Chromadorea; Rhabditida; Strongylidae.